Saccostrea echinata is the source of this 576-nucleotide messenger RNA. RefSeq lists its product as uncharacterized. The transcript is spliced from 2 exons. The record is from RefSeq and is a predicted model, not a curated record. NCBI's taxonomy places the organism in Eukaryota, Metazoa, Mollusca, Bivalvia, Ostreida, Ostreidae. Bases 1 to 576 code for a protein of 191 amino acids.
AUGGUUAGUAAAAAGAACACAGAAUGGAUAAAUAUUGAGAAAGAAUUAAAUUCUAGACACGGUGUAAACAAGAGAACCAUAAUACAGUUGAAAUCAUUAUGGAAAAAUCUAAAAGCCAUAAAGAAGUCUGCUGUUGCUAAGGAGAGGAGAGACAAGAAAAAGACAGGUGGAGGACCAUCUGGGAAAAGCUUGGAUAAAAUUUCCUGCACCAUAUCCGAAAUGCUUCCACAGCAAAUUUUUAGUUUGCAAAGUCCAUAUGACGAUGAUGCAAGUCUCCAUGGGGAUGAACCAGAAGAUGACAAUGAGGAUUCAGAUGAUAAUGACGAGAUAUUGACAACCAACACAAUUCAGGAGGAUGCGCCGAUAAUGUCGGAAGAAUCCGCUAAACCGCUACAACCAGCGUCCAGAGUUCCUGGUACUAAACAAAAAGCUGCUUGUCCAGGACAUCAAGACCAAGUCAAGAAUAGGCUCCUGGAAAUGGCAGAAAUAGAACAUAAUGAAAAAAAGAUGACAAUCCUCCAGUUGAAAGAGGACAUACUAAAGUUAAAGAAACAGAAACUAGAGAACGAAAUAUAG